Molecule: messenger RNA, 4483 nt
Organism: Manihot esculenta (cassava)
Lineage: Eukaryota; Viridiplantae; Streptophyta; Magnoliopsida; Malpighiales; Euphorbiaceae
Product: disease resistance-like protein DSC1
Exons: 6
Coding region: 321-4475 (1384 amino acids)
Biological process (GO): defense response; signal transduction
Molecular function (GO): ADP binding; protein binding
Source: RefSeq, a predicted model, not a curated record
CCAGACCAAUAGCGGCCAUGGCCGCGUGUAGUUAAACCUUACCGUACGUUGCCUGAAAGAGCAAUCAACGAAAAUAAUUGUAAGCUGACCGUUUACUCUGUUAAAUAGUGAGGUUAAUCACUAGAGAAGCUAGACCGUGUGGUUACUCAAAUUGGGUUGACGGAUCAUCUAUUUCUCUUUCUUGGUUGCGCCAUUGGUCGAUCGAAGCAAAAAAUUUGUUGCCUUCCUCAUAUUUUCUAUGUAAAUCAAGCUUCUAAUCAUCAAGUUUAUCAGGAGACGAGUGAGCCUCUUCAUCACCGAUAUUCUAACUGUCUAUCAUCAUGGCAUCUUCCUCCAUAGCUCGAAAACGGAAGUAUGAUGUGUUUCUUAGCUUUAGAGGAGAGGAUACCCGUGAUAAUUUUACUAGCCAUCUCUAUGAUGCUUUAUCUCGUAAAAAAAUCAAGACCUUCAUAGACAAUGACCUUGAAAGAGGGCAAGAAAUAGCCCCAGUCAUUUUGAGAACAAUUGAAGAAUCAAUGUUUUCUGUAAUCAUUUUCUCCAAAAAUUAUGCAUCUUCUCCAUGGUGCUUGGAUGAAAUGGUGAAAAUACUUGAGUGCAGGGAAGUUCAUGGUCAAGCAGUUUUACCAAUUUUUUAUUAUGUAGAUCCUUCCGAUGUUGAAGGUCAAAGUGGAAGUUUUGGAGAUGCAUUUAUUGAACUUGAGAAGAACUUCAAGGAUAAAAUGGAAAGGAUGCCCAAGUGGAGGGCUGACUUGAUGAAAGUUUCAAGGAUAUCUGGAUGGGAUUCCCGGGUUAUAAGGCCUGAAGCUAAACUUGUGAAAGAAGUUGUGGAACAUAUUUUGAGGAAAUUGGAUCAUGCAUUCUCAGGAGAUUUGAAGGGUCUGAUUGGAAUAGACUCGCACAUUAGACAGAUCAAAAAUUUAUUAUGCAUUGGGUUGCCAAAUGUUCGUAUUGUAGGAAUUUGGGGUAUGGCUGGCAUAGGUAAAACGACUAUUGCUAGAGCUAUUUUCAACACUAUCUCAAAUCAAUUUGAAGCUUGCACUUUUCUUGAGAAUGUAAACGAAGAAUCAAAGCAAUUUGAAGGGCUACGCCGUUUAAGAGAAAAGAUUCUUUCUGAAUUACUGGAGGAAGAAAAUCUACAUAUUGUCACUUCCAACAUAGAAUCUGUUUCCGUUAAGGAAAGGAUCCGCCACAAAAGGGUUUUGCUUGUCCUUGAUGAUUUGAAUGAUGUGGAUCAGCUGGAAGUCCUCAUUGGAGGAUGCGAUUUUGCUUUGGGAAGUAGAGUUAUAGUGACAUCUAGAGAUAGGCAAGUUCUAAAGAAUGGAGUUGAUGAAAUAUAUGAAGUUGAGGGAUUAAAUGAUGAUGAAGCUCUUCAACUGUUCAGUUCCAAUGCUUUUAAGAAAAGUUACCCCACUUUUGAUAGAUUGGAGCUAUCAAAUAGGGUGGUGAACUAUGCUCAGGGAAACCCCUUAGCUCUUAAAGUUUUGGGUUCUUUCUUAUUUGACAGAAGGAGAGAAGAUUGGGAAAACACACUGGAUAAACUUGGAAGAAUUCCUCAGCCUAAAGUUUUUCAUGUGCUGAGAACAUGUUUUGACACGCUUGAUGAUGAUGAGAAAAAUAUAUUUCUGGAUAUUGCAUGUUUUUUCAAGGGGCAACAAAUUGAUUUUGUAAGGAGAGUACUAGAUGGUUGUGGUUUCUCAGCAGGAAUUGGAAUUACUGUUCUUCUUGAUAAAUCUCUUAUUACUAUCCUAGAUAACAACCUGGGAAUGCAUAAACUGUUGCAAGAAAUGGCUCAUGAAAUUGUUCGCCAAGAAUCUGUUAAAGAGCUGGGCAAGCGCAGUAGAUUGUGGAGAGCUUGUGAUGUCUAUCAAGUCUUAACAAAAAAUCUGGGAACUGAAAAUGUUGAAGGGAUAUGGUUAGACACAUCUAAAAUUAGAGAAGUGGAUGUGAGUUCAAGAGCCUUUGUGAGGAUGAAUAAUCUUAGAUUGCUCAAAAUCUACAAUUCUAGAGUUAGAAAUAAUUGUAAACUGCACCUUCCUCAUGGCCUUGAGUUCCUUUCUGAUGAGUUGAGGUACAUCCAUUGGGAUGGAUACCCUCUGAGCUCUAUGCCAUCCAAUUUUCAGGUGGAGAACCUUGUUGAACUAAACCUGGCUUACAGCAAAGUUAAACAGCUAUGGACAGGAGUACAGAAUCUUGUGAGUUUGAAAGAUAUUAACCUUAGCAAUUCUGAGCACUUAACUACUUUCCCCGAUCUCUCACUGGCAAAGAAUCUCGAGAGAGUAAAUUUUGAGUUCUGUACUAGCUUGGUAGAAGUUCCCUCAUCUAUUCAGUUUCUAGAGAAGCUUAGUGAUUUGAAUAUGAGAUGCUGCACAUGCCUUGAGAGCUUUCCUACAGGUAUUAAUUUGAGAUCACUUAAGACUCUUUACCUUUCCGGCUGUUCAAAUCUUAGGAAGUGUCCUGAGAUAGGAAAGAACAUAGUGUAUUUAAACUUAAAUGAGACUGCAAUAGAAGAACUUCCGGAAUCAAUUGGCCAUCUCAGUGAUCUCAUAGCAUUGAAUUUGAAGGAUUGUAAACGAAUCAGGUAUCUUCCAAGAAGCAUGCGUUUGUUGAAGUCCCUUGUGAUUAUUGAUCUCUCUGGCUGCUCAAAUAUCAUUAGGUUUCCCGAUGUUGCAACACGUAUAGAAUACUUGUACUUGGGUGAAACUGCAAUAGAAGAACUUCCCUCUUCAAUUUGUUGUCUCUCAAGUCUCUCUCGUUUGGAUCUAACAAACUGCAAAAGGCUUAAGAACCUUCCUUCUACCAUUUUUAAGUUGGCAUCUCUUGAAAAUCUUAUCAUCUCUGGCUGCUCAAGUAUUACUGAGAUUCCAGAGAUGUCGAGUAAUAUAAGGAAGUUGUUUUUAGAUGGGACAUCAAUAGAAGAAAUUCCCUCAUCAAUAGAGUUUUGUUUUGAUCUUGUUGAGUUGAACCUGCAAAACUGCACAAGAUUUCGUAUUCUUCCAAGUGGUAUUUGUAGGUUGAAAUCUCUGCAAAAGCUUAAUCUCUCAGGCUGCUCCAUGUUUGAGAAUUUUCCAGAAGUUUUGGAGGUUAUGGGAUCGUUGAGGUAUCUAUAUUUAGAUGGAACAGCCAUACAAGAGUUACCUUCACCAAUUGAAAAUUUGAAAGGGCUUACCUGCUUGGAAUUAAGAAACUGCAGAAAUCUACAGGGAUUGCUGGAAGGAAUCUCUGGUGUAAAAAAUUUCAGCAGAUUACCUGAAAGGUGGGUGGAUAUUCAAUAUCUACGAAAGCUCAACGUAAAUAAUUGCAGUUUAUCGCAUGUGCCUUAUUGCAUUGGCUGCUUAUCCUCGCUAGAAGCUUUAGAUCUAAGUGGAAACCCUUUUACAUGCAUGCCUGAAAGCAUUAGUAAGCUCAUUGAGCUUCAGUACCUUGGUUUAAGAAAUUGCCAGCAGCUAAUAUCAAUACCAGAUCUUCCGCCCCAGCUUACAAAAUUAGAUGCACAUUUUUGCGUUUCGCUGAGAUCGGUAUCACUUCAUUCCAAAGGAGCCGAGGGAAACAUUUUUGAUUUCCAUUUCACUAAUUGUGACGAGUUAACUUCAGUUGCAAGGCACAACAUCAUGGCAUAUGCUCUACGAAAGAUUGAGCUAUACUCCAAAAAACUGCAUUGUCAGAUGCCUUCUGUGUUAGCUGGGGGAUCUAGCUUUUGCAUUCCUGGAAGAAAAAUUCCGAAGUGGAUUUGCCAUCAGAGUGAGGGAUUUUCAACGACAGUCCGACUGCCUUCACAGUGGAGUAAUGGUGAGUUCCUGGGUUUCAUUCUCUGUGCAGUUAUUGCAUUCAAUGACUCCAACGUUGACAACGGUUUCCAAGUGAAAUGUGAAUACCAUUUCAAAGAUGAGCAUGGUAACUGCAGUAAUCUCCAUCAUCAUAUCGGUGGCUGGUACGGUCGAAGAUAUCUCUGGAAUUACCGCGAAAUCCAAAACAGGGGAUUAUAUCCCAUGUUCUUUGGAUAUGAUCCUUGUGUGGAUGUUAAGAAAAAUACACAGUUUCCUAAAUACACACAGCUUCUGGUUGAAUUCCACCCUGAAGAUAUGGAUGGCCAUCCUUUACAUUGUUGCAAAGUUGUCAAUUGCGGGGUACGCAUAUUAUAUGCAGAAGAGGAUAGAUUAUGUCGAUGUUCUUCUCUCCAUCAACAGAUUAAGGAAGCAUUAUCCAAAACAAGGGAUGAAAAUUGCUCCUAUGAAGAUCAAAUUGUAUGGGAGAACUUUCUGGAAGACAAGAAAACCAAAGUUGUUGGGACAAGCUGCAAAAUGUACCAAUGUUUGCUCUGUGAAAGUCGCGACUUUGGGUGUUUCGAUGUGGACGAUGAACAAGAUAUUGAUACUCUUGCAUCUGAACAGGCAGCGAGCCUUAUGAGAAAUUUCAGAUUUCGUAGGCAAUUAUUCUAUGACAUAAAAAAAAUAAUAAUAAUAAAGAAGUGGAGAUAGAGAAAAAA